AAAAAUCAAAACAAAACAGUCAAACACGCUACAAACAUCGCUGCAGAUCGGUUUUGGUGCACGGGGGAAGCAAAAUGUCGUUUAUUUUACGCCCGCGACGUUUCCUCGGCCCGGACACAUUUGCGCUCGUCCGGGCGGGGCUGUGCCCGGUUCGAGCCGGCUCGGUACGGCCGGCCAUUGUGCCCCAUCAACAACAGCUGCACUGCUGGACGCCUCUCAACCGACCGACGGUGCCACUGCUGCUAUCAACCGCGUUACACAACCAGCACCAUCAACCGGCGCGCGCAAAGUCGGGCAAACGGUCCGGCAAACAGCAGCCGGCGGCCUCCGACGAUCUGGACGAGGAGGCAGAGGACGAGCUGGCCGGCAGGGAGGACGAGUACGAGGAGCUGCUCGGAGACAAGCACACGCGCACGGUGCGCGUCACCGUCAACUCGAUGCGGGCGGAUCUGCUGCUCAAGGCCGGGCUCGGCAUCGCCCGGAACAAGGUGGAAGCCCUCUUCUACGACAGCAAGAUACGGGUGAACGGGAAGCGGCUGCUGAAGAAGAGCGCACAGCUCGAGGUGGAGGACGAGAUCGAUGUGGUGCGCGGUCCGAGCCCCGCCAACCCGGACCAUCUGGUCGUGUCGCGGGUGGAGAUAGUGGCGGUGACGCCCCGCACCGAGAACCUGUCCGUGACGCUGCGGCGCCACAAGUCGCUGGUGAUCGAAAACUACAAGGAGCACGGAUCGUACGGCGAGGGGCAGGACAGAUAGGACGCGACGGUGGUGUAGUUAGAGUAGGCAUGCGAGCGAAUCGGUCCCUUAAGGACUUCAGACGGACAACAGGUAGGGAUUAGCUGAACCAGAAGAGGCGAAAAGAAGCGCUUGUGAGUAACGGAACGCGAAUAUACGUAUGUAUUGAUAGGUUAAACGAAAGGUUUGCAUCGAUAAACAAUUUUUACAUUGGGUAGAUAUUAUUUUUCUUUCUUUUUUUCGGAAAACACCAAACUAGUGUUGGGUUUCAUGAAUCUUCCGUUGAGAUUCAUUCAUAUGAAUCUUCAGUGACGAGUGAUUCGAAUCUCGUGUCGAAUCUUCAAAGAUUCACAAAUGUUCAAAAAUUCAUGAAUCUCCAAGUAUUCACGAAUCACGAAAGAUGAACAGGAUGGCCAUUCAACCGGGAAUUAGCCGGGAAUUUUAUUUUUCCGGGAAAAACCGGGAAAUUCUUUAAAAAAAAAAAACGGGAAAUUAUCAAAAACUUUUGCUAUCACUGUUUACCAUCGUACUAAGUGCAUUUUCAAUUAAUGGGAUGUUUCGUAUAUUGUUCCCAACUUACCACAGGCCAGCAACAUCACACCAAUGUUUAAGAGUAACAUUUUCCGUUUCUCACAUUUGGUACGCAAUAUAUGUACUAUACUACUCAUUCGCACUGGUGCAAUACUUACGUUCACUGAUAUCGGUUAUUGCACAUUUCGUUCUACCGUGCACUCGUCUUUUGUUUUUCAUCUCUCGUGAAGUUGCGGUCGUGUCGAAUUUAACGGUGGAUUUAGUGGGCGAUCCCAAUUUUUUAACACAGCUGAUAAUUUUUGUCCCUUUUAGCAAUUUUAAGGUUGUACAUUGGCAUUUUGCAUUUUGGUUUCGGGUCUCUACCUUCAUUCCGCCCGGGUGACUGUGUUCCCAUUGUCGCUUCUGCAGUUCGAUCGUUGCUCCUUUGUUUUAUUAUCACAUAAAGUACACUUUCCGUAAAACAUAUUCAAGAAAGUGUCCCAAAAUUAAGAAACCCACUGAAAUGUCCUGUAUCUAUUCGUGAGAUGCAUCAUCAGCGUCGUGCUAGUAACAGCAUAUUUGAAUGGCUGCUAUUUAACAGGAAAUCCGUUCUUCGCAGAUUUCUAUGCUUUCUCCAGUGGCUGGUUGGUCCAUGACUUCCGGUUACCCUUUUUUAAGGUUGUGUGAUGAUAUCUGUUAAUCAACAAUUGAUAGCAGAUGAAAAAUAUCUAUGCCACGGGGUAAAGUCAUACGUUAGUGUCAUGAUGCUAAAGCACCAAAAAGCAAUAUUUGUAAAGCUUUUUUUGUUCGUUGUUUCAUCAGUUGUUAGCUCGUAUAAAACGUCAGAAAAUGCAGAGAAGAAUGCAUAUUUAAAUAGCUUAAGCUCCAUAAUAGCCAAAUUAGAUCCACAAACAAGAGCACGAUUGACAAUUUGUUUGUACAAAUUUGAUAGAAAUCACGUCAAAAAUGGUUCUUAACUGUGUUGUCACACCUCCAGAUUGGAAAUUAUAUUGUUGAAUAAUUCACUAAUAACUUUUAUCCAGUUUUUAUGACCUUUCCCGUAAUGACCGCCGUAAAGUGUCCAACUUUCCCGUAAUGACAUAAUAAUUUGGAAUUUAAGUAUCGAUAAAACCGACAGACGAAGCAUAGUGAACCGGGAAAACUCCAAAAAAAAAAA
Anopheles arabiensis is the source of this 2421-nucleotide messenger RNA. RefSeq names its product mitochondrial transcription rescue factor 1. The coding region runs from base 75 to 755 and encodes 226 amino acids. The transcript has a single exon. Lineage: Eukaryota; Metazoa; Arthropoda; Insecta; Diptera; Culicidae. The record is from RefSeq and is a predicted model, not a curated record.